UCCCUCCCCCGAAAUCCCCAACUUUCCCCCCUAACAUCCAACCCCUCUCUCUCACCCCAUAUCUCAAGUCCCCGAAGAAAAGUUCCAUUUUUUGCCUUCAUCAAUGGGCGGCCAUGAAGCUGUGGAAGUUGCCAAGACCGUCCUCGAAGUCACCGACGUCGCAUGGACCGCCUUGGAAUGUAGCCACCACCUCCACCAUCACCAUGAUGCUCCCCACAAUCUUUACAAUUUCGAGCUUCAAAAAGAAUUGGAAACCCUAAAAUCCAAAAAUCGGCGUUUAAGGAAUCAACUGGAACAGAACCUCAAACUUCUCAAUAAUUUAUCUGAAUCUCUUGUUCUGUUAAACGAUUGUCCUCCUAACCUCUAUGCUCGGUUGGUAUCUACCGUAGAUUCUAGAGACUUUUUGACCCGACUCAAAUCUCUUAAUGAAUCCGAUAUUAAAAUUGAGUUUCCAUUCAAGGAAGCUACAGGUUCUUAUAUACUAAAUCUCUUCAUUUAAUUGUAAUUGUUUAAUAGAAUAAAUUAUGGCAGAGUAAUGCUACUUUUCUCGAAUACAACACAUGGAACUGGUAGGAUCAUCACCCAAGUAAAUUAUUUAGCAAGGUAUGCUAUUGAAACUGAGCGACGCUGCUGCAAUUUUAGUGUGCGCAAUGGUUUUCUUGUUUGGAAUGCUUGUCCAUGUAAUGAGUUAGGCAUCCCAUACCGCAUGCUAUUCUAAAAUAAUGGAAUGAAACCUUACGACAGUGUUUGGUGCUGAAAGUAUGAGCAUUAUCUUUGUAAAAAUAAAAAUAAAAAUGUUGGCCGGUUUCUUAUAUUUAAAAAUUAAUGCAUGAUUCGGUGUCAUUGUUCAAUUAUUUGGUAUGGUGAUAUCUAUGGUUGUGGGUGAUACUUGAAGGUCCUACAUUUAGGUUUAAAUUUUGCAAUUGGUACUCGUUAAAGGUAUAUUGUUUUAUGCAUUUGAGAUGGAUGAAUAAAUCUCUGGAAGAAAUACACUGGAAACCAUUAAAGGAAAAGCAAGGAAAGCAGCUUAAUUUCCAGAGACACGCCAGCCAACAAUACUGAAGAUAAUCUGUAGCAAAGAAUAGUACAGCAUGAUAUGAUUGUAUUGGAAGAAAGAGCGGCUAAUGGAUGCCCAAUAACUGUUGUAAUAGCAGUGAAUUUCUCGGGAUUGCUUACACAGAUAGCAUUCUCGCAAAGUGGAACCAACUUUUGUACCAAUCCCAUUCAGCAUGUUUAUGAAACUCUCCUCAUCUCGCGAAAAGCCAUUGAUAAUGUCAGCAGAACGAAGGUAUCUGACAUCUUCGGGUUGCUUCAUCAGGCAACUCAUGAAGCAUACAUAAGCAGUGAAAUGUUUGGAUUCAUCCGUGAAGCAUUGCUCACUUUAUGGCAAAAUGCCUUUUAUCGAACCCUAAAGGUCAGGUUUUUAGCUACUUGUUUGGCUUUUCUCCAUUCGUAAUUUACUAUAUUUACCGUGUUCUUAUGUUCUUAUAUUUACCGUGUUCUUAUGUUCUUAUAUUUACCGUGUUCUUUUUCCUUAGGUGCCCCAAUGAAAAUGAUCUCGGGAUGAGGUGUCCAUUGAUAUCCGUUUUAUCUCUUGCCUGUUUAGUUUUAUUCUGUUCUAAUUUCCAUUGUCCCUUCAAGUAUAAAGAGCUUCUUUUUUUUUUUAAAUUCUCAUGCUAACAAGCACAUUAACCUGUACAAGGAUAUGCAAUUUUCAGUUAUAACAUUGGACUAAUAUUUUCUGUUUUUCUUCAUAUUGAGUUGAUGUGUACAUGAUUUAUUGAAAAAAAGCUUUUCGUUUCAUCCUGAGUAACAUGGUUCUUUGUUUUCUUAAGCAGGGAUGAUGAAGAUGAUUCUGUUGCCAAGAUGAAGGCAGCUGAGGAAGACUUGGAAGCAAAACAAAAAGUAACAAAUAGCUUGUCUGCUACCUGUUUUUUUUUUUAAUCAUGUUUUAUAAUUUUGUGACAAAUUGUUCUUGGUACUCUGAAGAUAUUUAUGGAAAAUUACCCUAUGAUUCUAUUGUAUUUA
This is a messenger RNA of Gossypium raimondii (Peruvian cotton), 2028 nucleotides long. RefSeq lists its product as uncharacterized. The transcript is spliced from 2 exons. The coding region runs from base 104 to 499 and encodes 131 amino acids. Lineage: Eukaryota; Viridiplantae; Streptophyta; Magnoliopsida; Malvales; Malvaceae. The record is from RefSeq and is a predicted model, not a curated record.